AUGCGCAGCUCAUCCACCGAGGGUGUUGCCAAUCCAGGUCUCGGUUCCGGCAUACUCUUCUCCUACCCGCAGCUGGCCGUCAUCUCCGGUGUCCAGGGCGUCCUCGUCUAUGCCUUGGCCUCGGCCCUCCCAAUGUUCAUUUUUGCUGCUCUGGGUCCGAUCAUCCGCCGCAAGUGUCCCGAGGGCUUUGUCCUGACUGAAUGGACCCGCCAGCGCUACGGCAUCCCGGCCACCAUCUUCCUCGGCUUCGUCACGCUCGCCACACUGUUCCUGUACAUGAUGGCUGAGCUGUCUGCUAUCGGACAGGUCGUCACGGCUCUGACCGGCCUCGACGGUCUGCCUGCUGUGAUUGUUGAAUGCAUCGUCACCACGAUCUACACGGCGAUUGGUGGCUUCCACAUCUCAUUUGUCACCGACAACAUUCAAGGUGCCAUGGUGCUUGGCCUCAUUGUGAUUGCCACUAUUGCCAUCGGUGCCGAGACGCACAUUGACCGCUCUACCAUCGCCGAGUCCGGUCUGCUCAAGGGCAAUCUGCUGGGCUGGCAGCUGCUGUAUAUUCUUCCGGUGGCCAUCCUGACCAACGAUUUUUUUCUGUCCAACUUUUGGCUGCGCACGUUUGCGUCGCGCACAGACAGGGACCUCUGGAUCGGCAUUUCCAUUGCAGCUGCCGCCAUUCUGGUGAUCGCGACGCUCGUCGGCUGCACCGGCCUCGUGGCCGUGUGGUCCGGCGCUUGGCCCGGCGCCGGCCAGGACGCCUCGGACGCCGACAGCAGCACUGCUUUUUUCAAUCUGCUGCAGCUGCUACCCAACUGGGUUGUCGGCUUCGUGCUGGUCAUGUCCAUCAGCCUGUCGACGGCCUCGUUUGACUCGCUGCAGAGCGCCAUGGUGUCGUCGGCGUCCAACGACAUAUUCCGCAACCGGUUGAGUUCCAUCUACAUCCGCAUUGCCGUGGCUAUUGUCAUUGUGCCGACCGUGGUCCUUGCUCUCCGCACGCCCAGCGUGCUGCAGAUCUAUCUCAUCUCCGAUCUGGUCUCUGCCGCCAUCAUCCCCGUGCUUGUCGUUGGUCUCUCUGACCGCUGUUCUGCCUGGAACGGCACCGACGUCGUUGUUGGCGGCCUGGGCGGUCUCCUGGCCGUUUUUGCAUUUGGCGCCAUCUAUUACCAGGACGCCUACUCGGGUGCCAAGUUGCUGCUGCUUGAGCAGGGUCUCUACGAGGGCGACUGGGGUGCCUUUGGUGCCUUUGUGGCGGCGCCUAUUGGUGGCGUGCUCUUUGGCCUCGCGUCAUUUCUCCUGCGCAUGGCCUACCUCUACAUCCGCGCUCGUGCUACCGGCCGUCCCUUUGACCCUGUGAGCAAGGGCAAGCAGGCUGUGGGCACGAGCGUUGUGGAGGAACCGGUCCUGGACCCGUACGUCGGCCAGCCCGAACUCCACGACGACGAGGAAAGCUCUGUUCGCCGCAAGGGAUUUGCCAGCAGCUCUUGA
Grosmannia clavigera kw1407 is the source of this 1482-nucleotide messenger RNA. RefSeq names its product urea transport protein. Gene Ontology annotation, biological process: transmembrane transport. The coding region runs from base 1 to 1482 and encodes 493 amino acids. The transcript has 3 exons. Gene Ontology annotation, cellular component: membrane. The record is from RefSeq and is a predicted model, not a curated record. Gene Ontology annotation, molecular function: transmembrane transporter activity. NCBI's taxonomy places the organism in Eukaryota, Fungi, Ascomycota, Sordariomycetes, Ophiostomatales, Ophiostomataceae.